AUGUGGGAGUGGGGUCUUGGGCUGGGGUCCUCCCAUGCCAGCUGGGGGUUCUUCCUUCUGUUGAUAGCGGUACUCCUUCCAGGCACUCAUUGUGCCUUGGGAUCAGUAUAUUACACUUCCUAUGAAGUAGUCAUCCCCAAGAGAUUAAUAACCAGGGAAGGAGAAGAAGGAGCAAGAAAAAUCUCCUAUUCAAUAUUUAUGAGAGGCAAGAGGCAGGUGAUUCAUCUGAAACAAAAGAGAGGGCUAUUUGCUAAGAACUUCCCUGUCUACACUUACUACAAAGGGAAGCUAGUUUUGGACAUGCCUUUUCUCCCAGAUGACUGCUACUAUGAUGGAUAUGUGGAAAGUGAUCUGGGCUCCCUAGUGUCUCUCAGUACCUGCUCUGGCCUCAAGGGCAUAAUAACCAUAGAGAAAACAGUCUACAACAUUGAGCCCAUUGAUGCCUCAAGUAAGUUUGAACACGUCCUGUACAAAAUGAAAAAGGACACAUUCGAUCCCUGCAAGGGACCUAAGAGGGAACCUCUUCAAUUCAGGAGCCAUUUAAAAGGGAAAGAAGAUGUAGGUGAUAUGGAUGAGAGAGAGAGUGAAAUUGAGAAACCCCUAUGUGUUUGUACACAUUACAGAGCUGCAACGAUUAACUCCUUCUAUCAUGAAGACAUAACCCGCUUCACUAACCUCCUGGCCCAUGAGCUAGGUCACACCCUAGGCAUGAUGCAUGACCAUUCAGGCU
This is a messenger RNA of Phascolarctos cinereus (koala), 730 nucleotides long. The record is from RefSeq and is a predicted model, not a curated record. Lineage: Eukaryota; Metazoa; Chordata; Mammalia; Diprotodontia; Phascolarctidae.